Messenger RNA from Abrus precatorius (Indian licorice), 1800 nucleotides. Its product is annotated as dehydrogenase/reductase SDR family member FEY-like. The transcript is spliced from 8 exons. NCBI's taxonomy places the organism in Eukaryota, Viridiplantae, Streptophyta, Magnoliopsida, Fabales, Fabaceae. The record is from RefSeq and is a predicted model, not a curated record. The coding region runs from base 182 to 1315 and encodes 377 amino acids.
ACCAACAAUGUUUAAGAAACUAAAAUAAAGUUUAGUCCAGCACUCAGUUGAGGAACUUUGGAACGAACUCGUCCCAGCCGAGUGAACACAGCGUAACUCACGCAUCCAUAUACAAAUCCAAGCGAAAGUACAGUCAUACAUGCUAAAGACAGAUCUCAGAUUCUGAGACACAGAGAGAGAAAUGGCAACGACAUCAUCUUCAACCGAAGAAUCAUCAUCGAGUAAGAAGAAGAAGAAGGAAGGUUUGGGUUGGAUAGAGUGGUUACGUGGCUGGUUCUACCUGAUCUACGAGAUGCUCUUUCAGCGCAUCAUGGCAAGCCACUUGCACAAUCCCAUGCCACUUCCACCCAUUAAUGAUCUCACUUGCAUUGUUACUGGCUCAACCAGUGGCAUUGGCCUCGAAAUCGCAAGGCAAUUGGCACAGUCAGGGGCCCAUGUUGUCAUGGCAGUGAGGAACACAAAGGCGGCUCAGGAAUUGAUCCAGAAGUGGCAGAUUGACUCUGAAGGAUUGAGUAUUCCCCUCAAUGUUGAGGUGAUGCAAGUUGAUCUUCUCUCAUUGGAUUCCGUUGCAAGGUUUGCUCAAGCAUGGAAUGCACGCUCAGCACCCUUGCAUGUUCUCAUUAAUAAUGCUGGAAUUUUUUCCAUCGGAGAGCCACAAAGGUUUUCCAUAGAUGGUUAUGAACAACACUUGCAAGUGAAUCACCUUGCUCCUGCCUUGCUUUCAAUACUUCUUUUGCCAUCCCUUAUUAAGGGUUCACCUAGUCGCAUUGUUAAUGUGAAUUCCAUUAUGCAUCAUGUUGGCUUUAUAGACCCUGAAGACAUGAAUGUCACAUCCGAAAAAAAGAAAUUUUCAAGUAUGGUGGGGUACUCAAACAGCAAGUUAGCAGAGGUUAUGUUUAGUAGUGUUCUUAAUAAACGACUCCCUGCUGAAGCUGGCAUCAGUGUAAUGUGUGUAUCACCCGGAAUUGUUCAGACCAAUGUUGCAAGAGAUCUUCCAAAAAUUGUUCAAGCUGCAUAUCACUUGAUACCUUACUUCAUCUUUAGUGCUCAAGAAGGUUCAAGGAGUACUCUAUUUGCUGCCACUGAUCCUCAAGUUCCAGAAUAUUGUGAAAUGUUGAAAGCAGAUGAGUGGCCCGUUUGCGCCUAUAUUUCUCAAGAUUGUCGUCCAGCAAAUCCAUCGGAAGAAGCGCACAACAUUCAAACAUCGUAUGAAGUGUGGGAGAAGACAUUAGAGAUGAUUGGCCUUCCCUCAGAUGCUGUGGAGAGGCUUAUAGAGGGGGAAGAAGUUAAAUGUCGUUAUGGACAAGAACAGUAAUCUAAUUUACAAUGAUGAAUGCAAAACACUUGAGUCGCUGAAGAGUCCUCACAUGAGCACCCUCUAACAUAACGUACAAGGGCACUUCCAUUAUUUAUGACAAGUAAUGAGCAUUUCAUUUGAAUCUGUUGGAGAAGAACCCUUCUAUACACUUUGGAUAAAAUAUGUACAUCCAUUUUGAUCAUAUUUAUGUACUCUAAUGCCACCUUCUUUUGACCUAAGUUUUGCUGACAUUUUGAUGAUCAUCCAUAGGAGUAAGAACUAAAAGCACCAUGUUGUAAUAGUUAUUUUGACCCAUGCCAAAAGGUGACUGUCCUAAUUAAGUAAAAAUGGGUUUCAACAUUAGUUUUGCUUUCAAUUUUGGAAUGUUAUCAUGCAGUUCAUUACUUUCUUUGGGUGGAUUCUUCACGUAUUUGUGAGGCCUAGAUUAUUAUAUGGUCAGGUUCUUUCUUAUGCUUCGUAAUGUUGUUCUCAAGAAUUUUGUC